Messenger RNA from Oncorhynchus nerka (sockeye salmon), 5265 nucleotides. RefSeq names its product cyclin-dependent kinase 14. Lineage: Eukaryota; Metazoa; Chordata; Actinopteri; Salmoniformes; Salmonidae. Gene Ontology annotation, biological process: protein phosphorylation. The transcript is spliced from 15 exons. Gene Ontology annotation, molecular function: cyclin-dependent protein serine/threonine kinase activity; ATP binding; cyclin binding. Gene Ontology annotation, cellular component: nucleus; cytoplasm; cytosol. The record is from RefSeq and is a predicted model, not a curated record. Bases 357 to 1772 code for a protein of 471 amino acids.
AUGACAACCAGAUUGCAGGGGAGCAGAGCAGAGAGUGAGUGAGAGAGAGACUGGGAGAAAGAAAGAACUCAACAACCCGUUCAGUUUCAGAGAGAGAACAGAGAAUAUCAGCCAGCGCAUGUUUUAUUUUACAGCUUCAUACUCGGCAUCUUGUGGCAAAUUCCGACUUUAGAAAUGUAGUUGGAUACAAAGAAAACCUGAGAAGAGUACACCAAUGUGUUUUUGAAAACAAAAGCGUUAGCAUAAACGUUUCCUGUUUCUUGACAUCGUAGUAGAACGGAGACCCCCUUGGUUUGAACUCUGCGCUCCUCUCCUGUUUUGUGAAGAUCACUGUCUGCUGCAGUCCAACCAUCAAGAUGUGUGACCUGAUGCCAGCUUCGCAACCUGCUGAAAAAAUCGGCAAAAUGAAAAAGUUGCGAAGAACUUUGUCAGAGAGCUUCAGCCGCAUAGCUUUCAAGAAAGAGGACAGUGGCUUUGAUGAGAUAUGUGUCACAAAGAUGUCCACACGCAGCGGCCAGGGAAAGGACUCGGUCAUCACGCCCCUGGACACCAUCCCUGAGGACAGGAAGGUAAGGGUUCAGCGGACACAGAGCGGUUUCGACGCCUUCGAGAAACCCGCCAGCCAGGUGAAGAGGGUGCACUCAGAGAACAAUGCCUGUAUCUCCUCCAAGGCCUCUUCUACUGGGAAAGAGUCGCCCAAACUGCGCAGACACUCCAGCCCCAGUUCUCCCACAAGCCCCAAGUUCGGGAAGGCUGAUUCCUAUGAGAAGCUUGAGAAGCUGGGAGAAGGCUCGUACGCCACAGUAUACAAAGGGAAGAGCAAGGUGAACGGCAAGCUGGUAGCCCUGAAAGUGAUUCGUCUGCAGGAGGAGGAGGGGACACCGUUCACUGCCAUCAGAGAAGCAUCUCUUCUGAAAGGUCUGAAGCACUCCAACAUCGUGCUGCUCCAUGACAUCAUCCACACCAAGGAAACCCUGACGCUGGUCUUUGAGUAUGUGCACACAGACCUGUGCCAGUACAUGGACAGGCACCCAGGAGGACUGCAUCCAGACAACGUGAAGUUGUUCCUGUACCAGUUGCUGAGAGGUCUGUCCUACAUCCACCAGAGGUAUAUCCUGCACCGCGACCUCAAGCCUCAGAACCUGCUCAUCUCUGACACUGGAGAACUCAAACUGGCCGACUUCGGUCUGGCACGGGCUAAGUCAGUCCCCAGCCACACCUACUCCAAUGAGGUGGUGACCCUGUGGUACCGCCCCCCUGAUGUCCUCCUGGGAUCCACAGACUACUCCACCUGCCUGGACAUGUGGGGUGUGGGCUGCAUCUUCAUCGAGAUGAUACAAGGAGUGGCAGCUUUCCCUGGGAUGAAGGACAUCCAGGAUCAGCUGGAAAGGAUAUUCCUGGUCCUAGGCACCCCCUGUGAGGAUACCUGGCCAGGGGUCCACUCUCUGCCCCACUUCAAACCAGACAGCUUUACUGUCUACAGUUCCAAGAAGCUCAGACAAGCAUGGAAUAAGUUGGGCUAUGUGGACCAUGCUGAGGAGUUAGCCUCUAGGUUCCUCCAGUGCUUCCCAAAGAACCGUCUGUCUGCUCAGGCAGCUCUCCAGCAUGAGUACUUCAGCCACCUUCCUCCGCGGCUCUGGGAGAUCUCAGACAUGGCUACUAUCUUCACGGUACCAAAUGUCAAGCUGCAGGUGGAGUCAGGUGACAGUAUACAGGUGUGUACCAGGACCAUCUCCAGCCAUGCGAAAGGACCGUCCAGCAGCAAACACUGACCGGGGCAGACUGCCCCACAGCUAGCCAGGUUGCUGCUGUGGUCAGUCCAAGAGAGAAGGACAAAGACACUGAGAUGGAGGAACCAUCGGGAUCACAUUCCCUCUUCUGUUUCUUUAACGAAUUACCUUUCCAACCGUGUGUGUGUGUGUGUGUGUGUGUGUGUGUGUGUGUGUGUGUGUGUGUGUGUGUGUGUGUGUGUGUGUGUGUGUGUGUGUGUGUGUGUGUGCCUGAGUGUAUGCAUUUUGGUGGGUGACACCUCCAAUUUCAGUUUUAUAAUUUGCCAUUUUUGUUGACUUUUAUAAUGUUAUGAUACUCAUAUAUCGUUGACACAUUUACAAUACCCUUAAUCAUCAAGAGUCUUUACAAUACUAUUGAUACAUACUGUGGCUUGUGUUUCUAACUACCUAUGUGAGAAUGUAUAUUUGUAUGUACAGUAUACUCAUAUUUAGAAAAUAUAUCACGGACUCCAAGAAAGCUUAAAUUCUUUCACUAACAUGCUGCACUUGCAUGCAUUCACGCACGCAUGCACAAACUCACACGUACACACACACACACAGAUACACACACACGUACACACGCACACAGAUACACACCCACUGGACAGUUUCACUCACAACACAAACUUGAACUGAGAAUGACAAGCGGUGGUAAUGUUUCUCUUUAACUUUGAACUGUUCCUCCUCUGUAACUGUCAGGCCAGGGUCAAAUGACAUCAAAUCAAUAAUAAUCAUAAGAGCAAUGGUAGUAAUACUGUAAUAGUGAUACUGGUGAUAAUAAUCCGUUAGUCUCUGCUGGAGAUGAUGCAUACACGCAAAGCAAUGAGCGUCGAUGACAUCGUGAAGAGUCACGUUAUAUGGUACAUUCGCUGUAGUUCGUCUCAGCAUAUGUGGGUGUGUUAUAUCUGUGUGGUUGCGUGUGCAUCAAACAUGGGCAAUAUGGGCUAUACCCUUCAUUGGUGCUUCCAUGUAGGCCAUGAGGUACUGUUAUCUAUACCGCAUCCUGUUGUACACUGUAUCUAGAUGGUAAAACACAAUGGCAAUAGGCUCAGUGGGAUUUUGAUCUCUUGGUUACUUCGACCCGUGACAAUCCUCUUCUCCUUCACGUUCUUUGAUAGCGUCACCAUCCAGUAAUGUACUGUAUUUCAGUCAUCACAAAUGUUAUUAGACGAUUGCGUCAUCGUCUGUUUGUCUCAACUAUCACGUUAAUAAAAAUAUUUGGAGCACUUUUUAUGAUAUCGCAUGAUAUUGAUCUAACAAAUACUUUUGUUUCUUGGGUACUAUGUUACAUUGGCUGGUACAAAGAUGUCUUUGUGUUCGAGUUUCAGCUGAGUGUUGUUUUGUGUAAAAAUACCUGCUCAUAUUAGUCAUGUGUGAGCUAGGUAAUAUAGCAAUGACCAGUAACAUGGAGAAUAUGGGUUCCCGUUUUAUGGAUUGAUUUGAAAUCUACCACUAAUCUGAAUUGCCUGUACUGUGCACAAGUAGAGGAGGGGGAGGAGAGUUCUGAGUUAGACAUCAUAGACACACACUAACUAUCAGGAGAGAUUCGUUUUCUUAAUCCACAUUGACACCCUUAGAAAGACAUGUACACACACACACACACACACACACACACACACACACAUGAGAACACAUGAGAGACAGUCACAGGUAUAAUAAUGUAGACACUUGGCCACACACAGUCCUUCUCCACCCCUGCCUCACCUGCUAGUCUAUCAUAGAGGGAGAAGGACGAGGAAGAGGAGGAGGAGACAUUAAAAAUAAAUGACUCUUGUAGAAGGCUUUGACAUGAUUCGCCAUAUGGCCAAGUCCGUGUAAUGGUACAGCUUUAAUUGUCCCACCAUCACUAGUGGUGUUUGGUGUGAUAUAGAGCAGGCGAGGCAACGACAGAGAAACACAGUGAUAGUGACGACUUGUGUCAUUAGCUUUUUGAGAAUGCACUUUUGGAAUAUAUUUGCCCUACUGUACAUUCCAGCUUAUUAAAAAUGUCACUUUUUGCACCUGUGUUGUCCUUAAUCACAUGCCCUUGUCUGCACAGACUAGAAAUAUCAGUGCCCUCCCUUGGCAAUCUUAAUAUAGGCCAACAGACCCCAGGUUCCAACCCCAGUGAUGCACAGACUUUUUAAGGAAAACUACUACAGACACUUAAAGUGAUUUCAUAGGACUUCAGUGUCAUUCCUGGUGUGACAAGUGAUUCUGUGUCAUGGUAGUGAGGAAGGGAGGAGAAUCUAGAGUGGCGUCUUAAUGUGACUAAAGCAGCGUGACAGAGGAGGGUUAAUACCAGAGAGCUCUGCUGAGAUAGAUCGCCCAGCUCGCUCUGCUCGGCCUUGCAUGGCUUUAUGGGAUACAGGAGGUAUUAAGCAGCUGAAUAAUUAUUGUUGAUACGUUACUCUCCUGCUUUCUGUCUGUGUGGCAUUUCACUUUUCUUUUGCCCCCUUUUUAUUUUGUGCCUUUGUGUCCCAGAAGUUUCUUCCUUUGCCGCCUGCCUGCGACAUCACAUAAACAUGAAAAUACUGUAUAUGUUUUGGACUACCUGCCUGCCUGCCUGCCUGCCUGCCUGCCUGCCUGCCUGCCUGCCUGCCUGCCUGCCUGCCUGCCUGCCUUUUGGGUGGAGUUCCUGAAAGCUCUUUUUUUCUCCUUUGGGAAUUAAAAGCAUUUCUCUAUGAAGGGAAAUCUUGGAAAAGAAGUAGUGAAAUUGCACAUUGAGCACUGUGACGGUCCAAAUGAUUAACAAUUGAAUGGGGCCCACUAUCAUUUGAAUGUUACCAUUGGUUAUUGCUUGUUAAGGUCAACUUCCAAAUGUUUAAAAAAAAAUGCAUUUACAAAUACACCAUUCAAAUGGCUUAAGAUUGAUCUGUUUGCUAUACUGGUCAUGCUACGGAAUGUGUACAUUUCGAGUCAUAUUUUGAGUUACAUGUCAAUAUUUAAUCAUUUUGUAUCCUUUGUUAUAAACUGUCUUACUAGGCUGUAUAUAAAGGGGGAGGUGAAACGCCUUGUGUAAAAUGUAAUAGUGACUAUGUUUGCGUACAUACAGGGUCACACGUGUCUCCUUUGCGCCAUAAAAGAGAGGAUUCGUAUUAAAUAUAUAUGGAUAUAUACACAUACAGUAUUUUUUUGGCCUUGUCAGUUUCUUAACUGCGUAGACGUACAGUAUAUGUUGAGAAAGGCAUUUUGGAACCAGACAUGCAACCCCCGCUGUACUCAACACUGAAUCUGUGUUUUACAGUACAAAAAAAAAAUCUUCACUUGCGUCUUUUUCUUUUUUUGUAAUGAUGCUCUGAAAAUACAUCAUUUUUCACAAGUGGUUUCGGACAUAGAAGAAGUGUUACCGGUCACUUUAUAUACUGAAACUUAGGAUAUAAUAGUAGAAUAGCUGUUGCAUUACCUAUUUGUUACGACCUGUAUGUAAUGUUAUUAUGGAAGAUGUAAUGUCCUUCUGUAAAUGUUGUUUAUUGUUGCUUUACCUGAAAUAAAUAAAGUUUAUUAAUGCUUCAAA